This is a messenger RNA of Protopolystoma xenopodis, 204 nucleotides long. The record is from the annotation of a GenBank genome assembly. Lineage: Eukaryota; Metazoa; Platyhelminthes; Monogenea; Polystomatidea; Polystomatidae.
CCAACUAAAUACGAAUAUGCUGCUUGGUUACGUGAGACAGGCUCUCUCGAUAUGACCGCAGAUGACCUACAAAGCCAAGCAGAAAUAUGUAAUGCUAAGAAGCUGGACGCGCGUAAUGCUUUUGAUGAGAGUGCAGCACUUUUCUUUACUGUUCUAGUAAAGGUUUUAAUAACAUCAACUCUUUUUUUAACUACUAUUACGUAA